CUUCACAAAGAAAUGGGAUAAGUAAAAUCGCAACAGAUUGACAUUUGCAUUUCAAAGAAGUUUUAAACUUUUAAUUCAAACAUUAUUUCUAAAUUUUACAGUUUAAUAUUGCUUCGGAUCUCUGUAUAAUAAAGGAUGUAUCUCUAUCCCCAAAUUUCCGUUCUUCUGUUCCUUAUCAUAGCACUUCAAGGGAAAGAAAUCCGGAAACCACCGCACAUUAUAUUCAUUUUCGCAGACGAUUUGGGUAUGAAUGACAUCAGUUUGCGGGGAUCCCCACAGAUUCCAACACCGAACAUCGAUGCCCUUGGUCUCAAUGGAUUGUUCUUGGAUAAUUAUUACGGAGAGUGGCUCUGCACGCCCUCCAGGGGUGCUUUUCUCACUGGAAAGUAUCCUAGUCGAUUAGGUCUUCAACAUUCUGCUCUUCGACCGGGAGAAGCUUCGGGACUUCCUUUACGUGAAAAGACUUUACCACAGCAUCUGAAAAAACUGGGUUAUAAAACGCACAUGGUCGGAAAGUGGCAUUUGGGCUAUCAGAACAAAGAGUAUACUCCUACAUACAGAGGAUUCGAUUCGUAUUUUGGAUACUACAGCGGUUAUAUUGGUUAUUACGACCAUACUGUUUAUGAUACCACGCAUUUAGACAACAAUCCAGUAUAUUUUGGAUUGGACUUUCAUAAUGGCACCGAAAUUGUCACGGACAAGCAAGGGAAAUAUGCAACGCAUUUGUUCACUGAAACUGCUGAACAAAUUAUUCGUAAUCAUGACGCAUCGCAGCCCCUUUUCUUGUAUCUAGCUCACCUGGCAAUUCAUUCUGGCAAUCCCUUUAAGCCUGCAGAAGCACCACCAGAAGUUAUUUCAAAAUUUAAACACGUAAAGGAUUUUUAUCGAAGAAUUCAUGCAGCCACUGUAUCAGUUCUGGACGAUGGAGUAGGAACCGUUUUCAGAGCUCUUCACGAAAAAGAUAUGUUAAAGAACAGCAUCUUUAUGUUCGUUUCUGACAACGGCGGAGAAGUCAAUCCACGGGAAGGUGGUUACGGAUCCAAUUACCCCUUGAGGGGCAACAAGGAGAGCCCGUGGGAAGGGGGCAUCCGUGUCCCAGCGAUCAUUUGGAGUCCUCUACUCAAUCUUAAGAAGCCGCUUGUUGCUAAGCAGCUCAUGCACGUAUCGGACUGGCUCCCAACUUUGUACAAAGCUGCAGGUGGAGAUCCUCGUGAUUUGGGCCCCAUCGAUGGUUUUGACAUGUGGGACACAUUUCUGGAAGAUUCUCCCUCACCAAGAACUUACAUGCUGCAGAAUCUUGAUCCCCUUCUUGGAACAUCUGCAUUCAGGAUGAGAGAUCUGAAAGUGGUCAAUGGAAACACGAGCAGGGGUUUUGAUUUCUGGUAUGGCCCUUCCGGAUUUGAAAGUUUCAACCGUCCAGCUACCUUUGAAUGGGUUUUCAAUGAAGGGAGCGUCGUGGAAGAUGUGUUGAAGGAAAUGGGGAUGUGGAUCGUCGAAAAUCCUUACGAUGUGUAUGAGCGUCUUCGAAUAAAUUGUCAAAAGCCACCCCCUAAGGAUGCUUAUAGUAGUUGUCAGCCAGACAAAAAUCCCUGCCUCUUCAACAUCACCGAUGAUCCAUGUGAAUAUAAAAAUAUAGCAGACCAGCACCCAGAGAUGGUGGAAAAGAUGAUAGACAUUAUCAACAUGUACAAAGUAGAAUCUAUGGAACCUCAAGCUAAACCAAGUGAUCCACGCGGUGAUCCCAUGUGUCAUAAUUUCCUGAUUGUGCCCUGGCUGGAUCCGGAGAACUACAAUGAAUGCGACUUUGCUUUGGGCAGCAGCGUCACAAGCGAUCAUUGAUACAGAGGAUUUCUUGUUAAUCAAUGCCAUCCCUAUGAGCACAAAAUGCCGAACAAUAUUCAACAUCUUCCCGACAUUGGCCAACAUUCAGAACAUCUAACAUCCUGGGAAUAUCGCAAAAUAUCUUGUGCUAAUAGGGAUCAAUAUUUUGUUAAGAAUUAUUCUUCUAAUGUAAAAAAAAAAAACGAAAGCAAUAUAAAUAUAAUCAUAAGUUGGAUUACCGAUGCCCAUUCUGAAACACUUUCCACUCAAUUUUCAGGCACGACAUAAAGAUUUAUUAGUCUGGAAAUAUGUUUUCAAAUCCUGCAGCCUUUAAACAAUACCAUAAAACCAGUUAUUUCAUUCUAAUUUUAUAAUUUGGACUUAUCAAAAGAUAAAGGAUUAAUAUUCAUAGAAUUAAAGACCAGAUCAAUAUUUUGAGGUAAAUUUUCAAAAAAUAACUGUAUAACUACUGAAACUCCAACGCUACACCACUGUUGUCAACGUACCGAAGGAUAAACCUGGAAAUUUCAUUUCUUCUUUCUCGAAAAAAAGAAUACUCGAUUAAGAUACUAUUUUCUUUAUUGUGGCGACAUCUGUAAUUUUUAAUAAGAAUCAAAUAAUAAGAAGAGUUAAUAUGAUAAUCAGAAUUGCUUUCCAAAUUUUCAAAUACAUUAACAUCAAUGUUUUUCCCCUUAUUUAUUCUAUUUAAAAUAUUUCUUUUGAUUAUAUUAUUUAAAAUGUCAUCCAUUACCCUCAUUCUGACAACGUUUUCCGUUAUACAUUCUAUACUAAGUUCAAUUAUGGUGUUGAAUCCUUGAAUAGUUCCAACUCUCAAUUUAAAUUUAAAAAAAAAAAUCUCGAAACAAUACAAAAAAAAAUUUGCUACUUUCCACUAGAUGACAGCUCAUGUCAAAAUUUUCAGUUUUAAAGUUUAUAAAAUAUAUUGUAACUGAAAUAUGAUCUGCAUUGGUCCAAAUAAGUCUUCAAUGACUCUACUAUCUGUUAACAAAGGUAAUUGAAUAAUAAACUUAUUUUUCAACACUCAUAAUAAAGCAAUAUAUAGGGUGAAACUAUAGAAUUCUCGAAACACCAAACAUUCUGCCAUUUUUCAUGUUUGUCGAAAUGUAGACUUAGCUAUGCUGAUGCCUUUUUGAUAAAUUACAAGAAUUUUUGUCGUAUCAUUAAAAAUAUCCAUUUCUUAAAGUGACCAUU
Molecule: messenger RNA, 3033 nt
Organism: Argiope bruennichi
Lineage: Eukaryota; Metazoa; Arthropoda; Arachnida; Araneae; Araneidae
Product: arylsulfatase B-like
Exons: 10
Coding region: 136-1839 (567 amino acids)
Source: RefSeq, a predicted model, not a curated record